UGAGAAAAAAAAACAUUUUUUAUUGUUUUAUACGGAUAAAAAUUACUAUAACAUAAAAAAGCAAAAGAAAAGCUAACCGUAUUAAACAUUUGAUUUAUAACAUGGUUUUAUAAUUAAGUUUUUUCCAAUUGAUAAUAGUUAACAAAAAAAGUGUAUAAUAACUAAGAAACAUAUAUUUGUAACUUUAAAAAUUCAUAAAAUUAUCAGAUUUAUAUAAUGUGGUAUUUGAUAGAUCCAGAUGGAGAUUAUAUCUAUUUAAAAGUAGACAGAGAAAUUAUAUUUGGUAGAAAGAAAGGUGAUAUAAUUUUGAAAAAUGAUGAAUCAAUCAGCAGAUUACAUGCUUCCAUUCGCAUCAAGGUUAAAGAAGUUAUAAGGGAAGAUAAAAUAACAUCUACAUGUAUAAUAACAGAUUUACAAUCAAAGUAUGGUACAUUUAUCUUCCGUGAAUAUGAAAUGAUAGAAGUAACUCAAGAUGGAUAUAAUCUACAACACAAAGAUAAAAUAAGAUUUGGUUUGCAAGAUAAUUUAUUUACGGUAGUAUAUAUACCUUUAAUAACAUUGGUGUCUACCUUAAAUCAAGAUGAUAGGAAAAAACUUGAAUGUUUGAUGGAUGAAAUUGAUGGUGCUGUUUUAUAUGAUUGGUUAAGCAUAUGUACACAUUUAACAGUAUCAAAAGCUAAAUUAACUGAAAAGGUUACUUGUGCUAUGGCUUAUGCAAUACCAAUAAUAACUAUGGAUUAUUGGGAUGCAGUUAAAAUUGCAAUAGAUAAUGGUCAAGAUCUUCCAGAAAUUGAAAAUUUCGUUCCACCAAUUGGUGAAUCAUUAAUUAAUAAACAAAAAUUAUCUCUUUUCCCAAAUAUAAACAGAACAAAAUUAUUUAAAGACUUAAUAUUCAUACAUUUCAGUACAAUUCAAUUUAAAAUAUAUAAAAAAAUUAUAAAGAUGGCAGGUGGCACAUCACAUUUAUACUCAAAAAAAAAUUGGUCAGUGGAAGAACUUUGUGCGCCAAAUAUUGUUGUAUUACAAUAUUCUGAUAAUGAAUCGACACAAUUAACACAAAAUGUUUCAUCUGAAUAUGAUUUAAUAUAUAAUGCAUUACGAGCAGAUAAACGUAAAAUGGUAUCAGAAGCUGAAAUACCUUUAGCUAUAUUACACUGUUCCCUACAAAAAUAUUGCAAUCCAGCAUAUAAAUUUGGAAAGCUCUUAAAAAGAUUAAAACCAAAAUGUGACUCAUCUAAAAUUCUAAAUCUUGAUACACAAGAUGUAGUAUCUAAUGUGAAAAUAUUACCAAAAAUAAUUUCUAAUAUUUCAAUAAACACAGAUUUAUCUAUUGAAAAAUCUAAACAUACAAUAAAAAUUAUUCCUGAUUCAUGUAAUGAUUUGAAAAAUCAAGAAUUAUUAAAUGUAGAUUUUAAACAAUCUGUCAAAGAAAUAAAAUAUAAUAAAUCACAAUACAUAAAAGAAACAAAUACUUCUGAUGAUAAUAAAAUAUUCAUGAAAACAGAUUUAAAUAUCCAAGAUGAUAAAUGUAUAACAAAAAUUAUUUCCGAAUCAUCAGAUGAUUUUAAUAGUCAAGAAUCAUCAAAUGAGGAUUUUAAUAAUACAUCUGUAAAGGAGUUAAAAUGUAAUGAACUACAAUGUAUAAAAGAAUUAAAAGAUAUUUUUAGUGACACUCCAACAAUAAAUAAAAAUAUAAAAAUGCAAUCUAAACAAAAUAUAAUUAAUAUUCCUAAAACGAAUCGAAAUAUUAUUUCCGAAUCAUCAUCUUUUUUAAAUAUAUUAACAAAAAGUACACAACAUUUUAUGCAGAGUGAAAAUUUACAGAUAAAAAAAAAUGAAAAUAUACAAAAAUUUGAAGAAUUCAAAAAUUCAGUAAUCAAUAAAAAAAUAAAAUUAAAUGAAGUAAAUUCUGAAAGAGAAAACUUUUUAAGAAAUUCUGAAUUAAAAGAAAUUAAAUCAAAUAUAAAUAAUUAUCAAAAUUUUACCCAAAUUCUUACAGAUAAUAAAUCAGAUGAUAUAUUUGAAAUAAAUAAUUCAAAAGAUGAAAAUAUGGAAAUACAAGUUGUAAAACCAUGCAAAAAUUAUUUUCAUACAGAUAUAAAUGAUAAAAAUUGCAAAAUAAUACAAACAUCAGAAAAAAAUCGAAAAAGAUCUAAGAAAACAUGUAAAAUAUUUAAUGAAUAUGAUAUUGAUGAAGAAUUCACUGUAUCUAUUAGAAAAAAAUUAUGUUUAGAAAAUGCAAAUGUAGAAUUAAUUAUGUUCAAUGGAGAACAAAAGAAUUCUAACACUUUAACAAAAUUUCAUUCAUCAUUUCUUCGAAAUCAUUUCCAUGGUAAAACAUUUAAAAAGGUUUAUAACUUAAUACCUAAGAAAAGGAUAACUUUAGAUGAUAUGUACGUAUGGAAUAAAUGUGAUAUUACAAAUAUUUAAUAAGAUAUUUCAAAAUAUUAGAAUUACAUCUAGAAAUU
Messenger RNA from Apis dorsata (giant honeybee), 2468 nucleotides. RefSeq names its product nibrin (gene nbs). NCBI's taxonomy places the organism in Eukaryota, Metazoa, Arthropoda, Insecta, Hymenoptera, Apidae. Gene Ontology annotation, biological process: double-strand break repair via homologous recombination; mitotic G2 DNA damage checkpoint signaling. The transcript has 9 exons. Gene Ontology annotation, molecular function: protein binding; damaged DNA binding. Gene Ontology annotation, cellular component: Mre11 complex. The coding region runs from base 217 to 2430 and encodes 737 amino acids. The record is from RefSeq and is a predicted model, not a curated record.